Molecule: messenger RNA, 2915 nt
Organism: Acanthopagrus latus (yellowfin seabream)
Lineage: Eukaryota; Metazoa; Chordata; Actinopteri; Spariformes; Sparidae
Product: prolyl endopeptidase-like
Exons: 15
Coding region: 349-2478 (709 amino acids)
Biological process (GO): proteolysis
Cellular component (GO): cytosol
Molecular function (GO): serine-type endopeptidase activity; oligopeptidase activity
Source: RefSeq, a predicted model, not a curated record
UGGGCGUUAGAGGUAGAAUAUUUUGCCUCUGAGAUUGUAGUGAAGGUAUACAGUUGCGAUUAAAUGAAAGUACUUCGAACUUGUACAUAGUUUCCAACCUGAGCACUCACGUACUGCGCGUCUGGCAGCUCUUGGCCUCGGUGACACAUCAUUUCCUGUGUAAGGACGGGCUCGGGCGCUUUGUACAAACGAGACGUGUGUGUGUGUGAGAGAGAAAACUUGCUUUCACUUUCACUCUGAGGCUCCAUUGACUUGGUCGCGGCGCCGCAUUCACAACAAUAAUACCAGGAAAAAAUACUAAAGUAGCAACACUCAGGGACACAGAGGAGCACCUUAGGAAGCCCCGUCAUGGCGUUUAAGUACCCGGCUGCGAGAAGAGAUGAGACUAAGAUGGAUGACUACCAUGGGACGAAGAUCUGUGAUCCCUAUACAUGGCUAGAAGACCCCGAUGGUGCAGAAACCAUGGCCUUUGUUGAGGAGCAGAACAAACUGACCAUGCCGUACCUGGAGCAGUGUUCUGUCCGGGCUCAGUUCCACCAGCGUCUCACUGAGCUGUAUGACUACCAGAAAUACAGCUGUCCUUACAAAAGAGGGAAGAGGUAUUUCUACUUUCACAACAAAGGUCUCCAGAACCAGAGUGUGCUGUAUGUGCAGGACUCUCUGGACGCACCUGCUACUGUAUUUUUUGACCCAAAUGAACUCUCUGAAGAUGGCACUGUGGCACUGAAGAUGGGCCGUCUGUCUGAGGAGUGUGAAUACUUUUCCUACGGUUUGAGCAGCAGUGGUUCAGACUGGGUAACCGUCCAUUUCAUGAAGGCUGAUGAUCUCACCAAACUGCCUGAUGUGCUGGAGAGGGUUAAAUUCAGCUGCUUGGCCUGGACUCAUGAUGCCAAGGGUGUCUUUUACAACUGCUACCCACCCCAGGAAGGCAAAGCUGAUGGCACAGAGACCACCAGCAACAUCAACCAGAAGCUCUACUACCACGUCAUGGGCACGAAACAGUCAGAAGACAUUCUGGUUGCAGAGUUCCCCGAGCAUCCGAAGUGGCACAGCUCAGUAACUAUAUCGGACGAUGGCAGAUAUGCCGUUUUAUCCAUUACUGAAGGCUGUGAGCCUGUCAACCAGCUGUGGUACUGUGACCUUCAGCAGCUCCCCAAUGGCAUCACAGGCCUGCUGCCUUGGGUCAAACUUGUGGACAACUUUGAUGCCCAGUACUCAUAUAUUACCAAUGAGGGAACUGUGUUUACGUUCCACUCCAACUUGGAUGCUCCUCGGUACUGUCUCAUCAACAUCGACAUCCAGAAGCCAGACAGGAAGCACUGGACCACCCUCAUUCCACAGCACGACAAGGACGUCCUGGGCUCCGUCUCCUGUGUGAACCAGCACCACUUGCUGGUCAACUAUCUCCAUGACGUGAAGGAUAUCCUACAGGUGUAUGAGUUGUCCACAGGCAAGCACGUCAGGGACCUGCCGCUGGACGUCGGCACCGUUGGCGGAGUGAGCUGCAAGAAGAAACACUCUGAAUUCUUCUACAAGUUCACCUCCUUCACUACCCCUGGUAUCAUUUACCACUGUGAUCUGAGUGAGCCAAACGCAGAGCCCAGAGUGUUCAGGGAGGUGGAGGUAAAAGGCAUCAAGCAAGAGGAAUAUCAGACCAGCCAGGUGUUUUAUCCCAGUAAAGAUGGAACCAAGAUCCCCAUGUUCUUGGUUCACGCAAAGGGCCUUGUGAAGGAUGGGACUCAUCCUGUCUUCCUUUACGGCUAUGGAGGCUUCGAGCAUUCCAUACAACCAUACUACAAUGUUGCUUACCUGCUGUUUGUGAGACACCUGGGAGGGAUCCUGGCCGUGGCUAACAUCAGAGGUGGCGGCGAGUACGGCCUCACCUGGCACAAAGCCGGAUCAUUAGGGAACAAGCAGAACUGCUUCGAUGACUUCCAGUGUGCAGCAGAGCAUCUGAUCCAGGAGAACUACACCACGGCCAGUCGCAUCGCUAUCAAUGGAGCCUCUAAUGGAGGGCUGCUCGUGGCAGCUUGUGUGAACCAGCGUCCGGACCUGUUCGGCUGUGCUGUGGCAGAGGUUGGGGUGAUGGAUAUGCUGAAGUUCCACAAGUUCACCAUCGGCCACGCCUGGACCACCGACUACGGCUGUUCUGACAAUCCGGAGCAGUUCAAGUGGCUCAUCAAGUACUCUCCUCUCCAUAAUCUGCCUCCUCCACCGUACUCUGGUCCUCCCUACCCCGCCGUCCUGCUUCUGACAGCAGAUCACGAUGAUCGCGUGGUGCCUCUCCACACCCUCAAAUAUUGUGCUGCCCUGCAGCACGGAGUGGGCAGCAGCCCCUCGCAGCGUCAGCCUCUGAUGGUCAGGGUGGACACCCGCAGUGGGCACGGUGCAGGGAAACCCACCGCCAAGGCCAUCCUGGAAGACACACACAUCUUUUGCUUCAUCGCUGAGACACUUGGGCUCAGCUGGAAGGAAUGAAGAGAUAAUGACAGGGAGAGAGGUUCUGGAUAUACACGGUGAAGAGAGGCUUUUAAAGAGAUGAGAGGUUACUUUUUUAUACAUUUAAAAAACAUAUUAAAGAAGAAAAUAGAAGAAAAUACUGGUACAACUAUAGCGAACGGUUAGAGAAAGAUGUAAGAAAAAAGUAAUGGGCAUAUCACAAGACACACAAUAAUGAACAACUACAAUACAAACAGCUUUAUUAAUCACUUCAGGAAAAUUUUGCUAACUACGGUGCGCUAAAAAUCUGAGAUAUUCAUCACACUGCCUGAAACAACCCUUGACUGUCGAUUGCCUUAUACCAAUGAAAUGCACUAAAACAUUAUGAAUUCAUUUUGAAUGCAUGCUCUAAGUUAAGAACUGAAUUUUAAACUUUGGAUGGAGAAUUUUCAAUAAAAUCUCUUGUUUGUACUGAU